Lineus longissimus is the source of this 2208-nucleotide messenger RNA. RefSeq names its product nucleolar protein 11-like. Gene Ontology annotation, molecular function: RNA binding. Gene Ontology annotation, cellular component: nucleolus; nucleus. The transcript is spliced from 14 exons. NCBI's taxonomy places the organism in Eukaryota, Metazoa, Nemertea, Pilidiophora, Heteronemertea, Lineidae. Gene Ontology annotation, biological process: maturation of SSU-rRNA. The record is from RefSeq and is a predicted model, not a curated record. The coding region runs from base 2 to 1897 and encodes 631 amino acids.
CAUGGCAGCGAUCAGCGGAAGUGUGAAUUUUUGCCAAUUUUCUUCAAAAGUGACCGAUUUAGUGGGGAUUGAAACUGCUUAUGAUGAUGAUUAUGUCAUAAUUUCGUGUAGAACAAGAAGUGUUUUGUUAGUCAAUUCUGCAGACAAGAAGAUUGUUCAUAAUUGGUCAAUAAAGCAUGGAAGCAGUGUAACCUGUCCUGCAGUCCUGGGACCCUCAACAUCAGAAUAUGUCACGGUUCAGAAUGACAAGUCGAUCAGGGUGUUCUCCAAGGAUACGACAUUAGAAAAAUGUAAAAAGUUUCAUGCAUCUUCUCCAGUUCAUCGCAUCCUGUCCAACAAAGGUCAAGAUGUGGCUGUUGUGUAUCAAAAUGGAUCUGUGUCUUCGUUAGGUGAUGUUGAGCAACUGAGCACAACACCUCGUGAUGGACUCGUCUACUGUGCCUUGACAACGGCAGGAAAAUAUGCUUAUGUUAGCACCGUUCAUAAAAAAGUGGAUUCAACAGUCGAAGUUGUGGUUAAUCGCAAAGUUGGAGAAACAUAUACGGAGGAGAGGACAGUGACCUUAGAAAGAAGUGGCCACAUUCUGUUGGCGACAUGUGAACAAUGUCUGGAGAAGAGAACAAACUUAUUAUUUCUAUGGUCUGAUGGUUGUCUCCAGUCACUUCCCAUAACUGACAACAUAGACCAGGCUAGGAUACUUCAACAUAUCCCAAACAUCACCAACAACACUUCUAUGAUAGGGAUAGACUCGACCCAUAUAGCCCUGUCUGCCUAUCAUUCGAAGGACGCUGAAAAAGGCAUUGGGAUAUGGGACACUAAAUAUGGCACAUUAUUGGCAUGGAAAGGCUACCCUGAAGACUGUCAAACACAUAAGCUAUAUAAACAUAAGAAUUCACUGCUGAUGCCCUGUGGGAAGUCUGUUUAUCAGUACCACUUGGAGAUCACUCCAUCAACACUCUCGGCUGCUCUGGGAAGCUUCACAGACUCGGUGAAUAAGACCCUAGAGGUGAGCUCACAGCAACCAGCACUGUCAAGUUGGAACUUAGAAACAGAGGUAGGUUCGUCUGGUUCCAGCGAGAUCUCACAAAUUAUGAUAGAUCUGAAAAAUGCUUCAAAGGCCAACAAUUCAAAGAAGUUUACUAAUGCUUUGAAGAGAUUUUUAACGAAAAUCUCAAAAGACGAUGCCACCCACAGCAUGGAAGUGAUGAACAGUGCAGUUGAGAUUUGGCAGUAUUGCAUUCAAGGGAAAGAUCUUUGGCCGUCGAAGCAGAUUAUUGAGCUGGUUGAGUGUAAACUUGUGCCAUCAAGCAUGAUAGAUGAGAUAUGUACUGCCAUCAUCAAACGUGCCAAUGCCAGUGUUGUUCACACUGUGAUAGAGAACAUCCACGACCUGCCAGAAUCUCUCCUCGUCAAGGCUCUCGAAUGUUACUUGAGGUUGAACCGAGAUGACAAAUCUGAGGUGAAAGACAGCGGGCUGGAAGACCCAGAUCUGGUGGCUAAGAUUGACAAGGUUUUAUCACAACCCUACAGCGAUGUGUUUUUGGUGGAAUAUCUCAGAAAAAUGGACUUCCAGUAUGUUUUGAUGUUAUUGAGGUACCUUUACAUUCUACUCAGCGGUUCAAAAUUGUUCAAGAAUGAAUCAGAAUUACAUCUCUCGAGAUUUCAGGUUGUUGACUGGAUUAAUCUCCUCUUGGACGCACACUUCACUCAACUUGUCUUGUCAGCUGACGCCCAUACAACACUUGUCAAGAUGCAUGAAACAGUCAGUGCUCAGGUGAGCCUCCAUGAUGAGCUGGUCAGCCUGGACGCCUUGCUGUCACAGCUGAAAGAGCAGUGUGAUAUACCCCAGAAGAAGGGAGUCGGCAUGUACAGCAUUGAAGUGCUUCAUGUUUUAUAAAACGUUGGAUGGAAAUGUUCAGGAGUAAUGAAUUGACUCUUCGUUUGAGCAAGAUUAAAAACUUAAAAGGCUUCAAUUCUGCUGUGUAGUGGCACAGAGCAGUUGUGUGUUAUGGCUUUGUUCACAAAGUUUUUCGCAGAAUGCACAGUGUGAACCUUGAAUGUAGAAAAAGACCAUCGCGGCUCAAAAAUGACAAAAGACAGUUGAAUGUAUCUGACCCUCUGUUACUGUCAGAUGAACUAGAAAAUGUAGUCUGAGAACUGACAAGAUAUUGUGAAUAAUGAAAUAAAGGGAACAAUUGUUGUAAAUUA